Messenger RNA from Ipomoea triloba (trilobed morning glory), 930 nucleotides. RefSeq names its product ethylene-responsive transcription factor ESR2-like. Gene Ontology annotation, biological process: regulation of DNA-templated transcription. Gene Ontology annotation, molecular function: DNA binding; DNA-binding transcription factor activity. The coding region runs from base 1 to 930 and encodes 309 amino acids. Lineage: Eukaryota; Viridiplantae; Streptophyta; Magnoliopsida; Solanales; Convolvulaceae. The transcript has a single exon. The record is from RefSeq and is a predicted model, not a curated record.
AUGGAGGAUGCCAUCAAGAGGCUAAACGGUUUCACGGACAAUUCCUCUGACCUCAUCCCUCCACUUCCCAAGAGAUGCGGCGCCGCCGCCGCUGGGAGCAGCGCCACCAACCGGAGGGCGGCGGCGGCGGCGGCGAGGGACGGCGGUGGUUCUGGCGGCGGCGGAAUUAUAAAGUACCGAGGCGUGCGCCGCCGCCCCUGGGGCCGGUACGCGGCGGAGAUCAGAGACCCUCAGUCGAAAGAGCGGCGGUGGCUUGGGACGUACGACACGGCGGAGGAAGCCGCGUGCGCUUACGACGCCGCCGCGAGGGCCAUGCGUGGGGUUAAAGCCAGAACCAACUUCGUUUAUCCCGUUUCGCCGCCGUAUCCCGCCGCCGUCCACGGCGGCAAUUUCCCUGUUUCCAACUUUCCCGCCUUUUUUCAGCCGGUUUUUUCGAGCUUUUCGUCGCUUUCGACGCAGUCUAACCAAACCUCCAAUAAUCCUAUGUCUCUGUGCGAUCAUCAACUAGCGUUAAUGUUAAACGUCGACAAUGGGUCCUCUUUCUUGAAUGAAAUCACGGCUCUACAAGCUCGCAGUGGUUCCAUCUUUAAUCCCCAAACUACCCUUUCGUCGUCUUCUCCGACUUCUGCAGAUAAUAAUAGCAGCUCAGGCAUGGAGUUCUUCGAGUCUCAGACGCCAAAUUCCGGGCUACUUGGAGACGUGUUAAAUGGGUUUUUUCCCAAGCCCCAACAAACCCCCAAAUCAUCAGAGCCGUCCACUUCCCACGCAAAGAAGAGCGUUGAUCAGAAGGGGCAGUUUGGGAUUUGCAUUGACGAGGCCGCCGGAGAGUUUGGGAACUUCAACAAUAAUAAUGGGUUUUCCGGCGGGUUUCCGGUGGAGGACGUAUUUGGAGAUGCCGCCGGCGUUCAAUUAUCCAGGGCUUUUUGGUAA